This is a messenger RNA of Diachasma alloeum, 2958 nucleotides long. RefSeq names its product CTP synthase 1-B (gene Ctps). Bases 105 to 1922 code for a protein of 605 amino acids. Gene Ontology annotation, biological process: pyrimidine nucleobase biosynthetic process; CTP biosynthetic process. The record is from RefSeq and is a predicted model, not a curated record. Gene Ontology annotation, cellular component: cytoplasm; cytoophidium. NCBI's taxonomy places the organism in Eukaryota, Metazoa, Arthropoda, Insecta, Hymenoptera, Braconidae. Gene Ontology annotation, molecular function: identical protein binding; CTP synthase activity. The transcript is spliced from 7 exons.
GAUCCAGUCUGUCAAGAGUCUGGCGCCCAUCAAGAUCAUUAGGUCUUUGACUUUUUUUGCAAUAAAAAAAAAACGUUUCCUUCAACUAUUGUUAAUCGCUCAAUAUGAAGUACAUUCUCGUCACUGGGGGGGUGAUCAGUGGGGUCGGAAAAGGUGUUAUCGCCAGUUCGUUCGGUACAAUUUUGAAAAAUUGUGGAAUACACGUUACUUCAAUUAAAAUUGAUCCGUACAUAAAUAUAGACGCUGGCACGUUCUCACCUUAUGAGCAUGGUGAAGUUUACGUUCUUGAUGACGGAGGUGAAGUUGAUCUCGACCUCGGUAACUACGAGCGUUUUCUUGACGUGACACUACACAGAGAUAACAAUAUCACAACUGGAAAGAUCUAUCAGCACAUUAUAACUAAAGAGAGGCGAGGGGAUUAUUUGGGAAAGACAGUUCAAGGUGUGCUUGUGCCACACAUCACUGAUGCCAUUCAAGAAUGGGUGGAGAAGGUGUCCCACAGGCCAGUGACUGAGGAUGGGGACAAGCCAAUGGUGUGCGUGGUUGAACUUGGCGGUACGAUUGGUGACAUUGAGGGAAUGCCCUUCGUCGAAGCUUUUCGUCAGUUUCAGUUCAGGGCGAAGAAGGAGAAUUUUUGCGUCGCUCAUGUGUCUCUAGUACCACAGCCUCGGUCCUCUGGAGAACCAAAGACAAAACCAACUCAGGCAAGUGUUCGCGAGCUUCGAGGACUUGGACUCUCUCCCGACUUGAUUGUCUGUCGCUCUGAGAACCCAAUUGGAGAAUCGGUGAAGGAGAAAAUCUCAAAUUUCUGUCAUGUUGCUCCAGAGCAGGUGAUAACAAUCCACGACUUGUCCUCGAUCUACCGCGUCCCCAUCCUGAUGGAAAGCCAGGGAGUGAUCGAGUUCCUGAACGACAGACUCCAACUGAACAUCGGUACCCCCCGUCCCCGUCAUUUUAUGCGAAAGUGGCGAGACUUGGCGGACCGCAUAGACCACCUCCGCAGAGACGUCAACAUCUCCCUGGUCGGUAAAUACACAAAACUGGAGGAUGCCUACGCCUCAGUGACGAAAGCCCUGCAGCACGCCUCGAUCGAAGUGGGUUACAAGCUCAAGUUGACGUACAUCGAGGCUGCGAAUCUCGAGCAGCAGACAAAGCAGGAAGAUCCAGUGCUGUACCACGAGGCCUGGCAGAAGCUCUGCAGGAGCGAUGGAGUCAUUGUCCCAGGGGGGUUUGGUAAGAGAGGUAUUGAGGGAAUGAUCGAGGCCAACAAGUGGUGCAGGAUGAACGACAAACCCUUGCUGGGGAUUUGUCUGGGUCUCCAGGUGGCAGUUAUCGAGUUUGCUCGCAAUGUUCUGGCCCUCGAGGGUGCGAAUAGCACUGAGAUCAACCCCAAGACGAGUCAUCCAGUGGUCAUUGACAUGCCGGAGCACAACCCUGGGGAGAUGGGGGGGACCAUGAGGCUGGGGAAGAGGGCUACGAGGUUCAAGUCCGAUAAUUCAGUCGUGAAGAAACUCUAUGGGAACGUCGAUGGGAUAGAGGAGAGGCAUCGUCACAGGUACGAAGUCAAUCCCCAGUAUGUCAACGACUUCGAAGCUGCUGGACUCAAGUUCGUUGGGCACGAUGAAGAGGGCCAGAGGAUGGAGAUCAUCGAGCUCGAAGAACAUUCCUACUACGUCGCCACUCAGUAUCAUCCUGAGUACUUGUCAAGGCCCCUCAAACCGUCUCCACCUUUCCUGGGACUCAUCCUGGCUAGUGUGGGGAAACUCAAGUCCUAUCUGGCUCGAGGCUGCAGACUGUCCCCUAGACAAAUGAGUGAUAAUGAUUCUGAUGAUGAGAUGCUUGCUCAUGUCAUGGCUAAGGCGCAGGUCAAACCGAAGGCCGUCAGCAAUGGGCUGCAGCCCAAUGGACAUAAGGAUGAUUAGGGAUUUAAAGCGAUAGGUUUCUUAUUUUUUUAUCAACGACUACGUCUCAGGUGCCAUUUUUGUUCGCUUGUACUUAGUUUAGGGGUGUCUUUGGGAGUUUUUGUACGGUUUCAGAAGGGGUUUUUGGGGGAGGAUGCACAACGGGGUGGGGGGUCGGAGUUCCAUACGAUGCAUUUUUUAUUGAAGGGGAAUUAUUUGAGGGGAUGUUUGGCAGAUUUUUAGGGAGAGUUAUGAAGCAGGAAAAGGCAAUUUUGAAUUUUAUAUCUGUUUUUUCAAGAUAUUUUUUUGAAAAACCAAUUAAGUGGAGACGAUUAUUUAAAUUUUUAGUUCAACUCUUGUUACAAAAUUUAUCACUUUAACGUGAAGUUUAGUUCUAAAUUUUCUCUAAAAAAAAUGUAUUUGCAAAAGUUCUGCUCUCUCCUACACUCUAACAACAAAACCUGAAAUUUCGAAUUGGAAUUAACUCUUCCUGUUUCAUGAUUUUUCUUCUGAUUUCUUCUCACUUCCGGAUUAGUUAGAAUUCAUACUAGACAAGGACAGAAUUAAUCUGAGGAGUUACUAUACUAGUUCGAAGCCAUAAUUAUUACUCAUCUUGAUUGAUAUUUCCAUUUUAAUCACAAAGGACAUCAUAUCAUUAAGGGAAAGUUGUCAAUUUUGUUUAAUGAAUGGGAGUUUUUUUAUGAUGAUUGGUUGAUUACAUAAUACAAAAAAAUGAAUGCAGUGGAUUAUUUUUAUCACAGUUCUGUACACUUUAUUCUUAUUCCUUUUAUUAUCUUCCAAUCUGAAGUUCCCAAGGAUCUGGAAACGUGGAAAAUAUCUAAUAGUACAAAAUUACUGAUUUUUGUCAUUUUUUAAUUAUAAAUACUGUUUAUAUACAAUUCAUUUGCAUAUUAUUCAUUGCUAGCUUCAUCUGACAAUGUCAUUGUUCAUUAUUGCUGCAUUAUUGAUAUAAGAGUGGAAAGUUUAUACGAUAAAUUAAAAUAAUAAAAGAAAUGUAUGACUUAGAAAAUAAAAUAAACCUAAAAAUAAAAAAAUG